Messenger RNA from Alternaria hordeiaustralica, 972 nucleotides. RefSeq lists its product as uncharacterized. The record is from RefSeq and is a predicted model, not a curated record. The coding region runs from base 1 to 972 and encodes 323 amino acids. Lineage: Eukaryota; Fungi; Ascomycota; Dothideomycetes; Pleosporales; Pleosporaceae. The transcript is spliced from 2 exons.
AUGAAGCAAGAAUCGGCGACAAGCAAUACCAGACACCAAGGGUUCGUCUGCAACAGGCUAAAAGACCUGAUGAAGGGGAUCAGGUCGAUCGCUUGUCGGCAGAUCAGCUUAUCCCAGCGGGGUCCCGCCUUCCUUGCAACGAGCGGAACUACAGUCAAAGAACCCGAGCGCGAUGUUGGGGAUACUAUGAAUCUGAGUCCAGAGCAGCUCUUGAUCGAGGCAGUCACCAAGGCGACUGGUGGCUACGAUCAUGGUGCAGUCUACAAGAACAUGACAUACGGCUUGGCCAGCGAAAAACGCUACCGACUUACCCGCGCUAGUUCAGGUCUUUACAAGAUCGAGAGCGAUCAACAAAAUGACCACAAGAGCGGUGGACAGCUCUCGGUCUGCAUCACCCCCCAGCGUAAUCGCUACGAGGAGCGCGAUCGUUUCGCCCACUACCAGGACCCGCUUCAGCGCGACCAGCCUAUCAAUUUCGAAGAAGAGACGAGGAACUUCGACCGCUUGCGCGAAUGGCUGGAUGGUGUUCCGCUGGAUCAUGGCGACUGGAGAGCGGACACGGAAGAAGACGGAGAGGAUGAGAGGCUAAGCGAUGACAUCAACAGGCAUCUGAACGAUCACAUCAAUCGAGUGACGAGAGACUACAGACCUGGUGAGACUAUUGCCCGGAUCAAGGAUGUCAUGGAUGGACGCCACCGAUACCAUCGCGCUCGCCAAAGCGAAGAGAACAAUCGUGCCACGGGCGAUGAUCAGGCUGCGGUCGACUAUUCAGAACGCUUUAUGUCAUCUGUUAAAGUAGCUCAAGUCGCACGAAGUUUGAUGCAGACAGGGAGCAGUGAUGAAGUCGCGCUCAUCUCGGUGGUUAUUGGAAACGUUGUCAACAGAGACAAGGGUAUCGCAACUGUGAGGGACUCGAAACUUGACAAGGCAGCGUAUGUACAUCUUGGAGGCGAAGAGGCCUAUGAUCUCUGA